Molecule: messenger RNA, 658 nt
Organism: Ceraceosorus bombacis
Lineage: Eukaryota; Fungi; Basidiomycota; Exobasidiomycetes; Ceraceosorales; Ceraceosoraceae
Source: the annotation of a GenBank genome assembly
CGACCAUCACGUCGCCGUUGACCCGUACAGUCUGAUGAGUCUCCACCUACGCAUGAGGUCUCGGUGUUGUCUGCUCACGCAUUCAGAUCGCAAUCACGUCUACAACUGAUGACCUACUGCAGAAAGUUCAACGGUCCCUCAUCAAAUCACGCUUGCAAGCCACUCGCGGCGCAGCCCAGGCAGCUGAGCUUAGCAGAGCCUCACCGGCAUCGCACUUUCUCGACUUUUGCUCCGGCUUGGCGCGCACCGAAUACCCGCCGAGCGAUCGUGGUCAAUCCCAGCAGCUACAUCCGUAGCUGAUACCUGUGCGCGGCCCCAUUCCGAGGGCGGAAUCCGUCACAAUAAGCCGCGACUGAGCGUGCACAGCCAUUCUGAUUGCAACCCUCACAUCAUCGCAUCCAGCAUCGGCACUCGCAGUCGACGCGAAGCUUCUCGCACGCCCAAGCAAGACACCUCUUCAGACAGGGCCUUUCCACCUCGCGGACUCAACUUUCUGGGGCAGCGCAUUCUCCCGCACACACGUAUCACCAGGGCCACGCAACGCGAGCAAAUCGACGCUUGCAUUCGGAGAGGGCUCGACGGUCCAGGACACGUAUCGAAGCGGGGUCUGCCAAGAGAAGCGCUUGAGGCACAGGCAGUCUCAAUCGCGCGCAUCAGC